This is a messenger RNA of Cladophialophora psammophila CBS 110553, 1656 nucleotides long. RefSeq lists its product as uncharacterized. Gene Ontology annotation, molecular function: monooxygenase activity; oxidoreductase activity, acting on paired donors, with incorporation or reduction of molecular oxygen; heme binding. The transcript has 4 exons. Bases 1 to 1656 code for a protein of 551 amino acids. The record is from RefSeq and is a predicted model, not a curated record. Lineage: Eukaryota; Fungi; Ascomycota; Eurotiomycetes; Chaetothyriales; Herpotrichiellaceae.
AUGGCAGUCUUCUCAGUGGUUGAACUCCUGGCCGUUCUCGCGGCGGCAAAUGUGGUCUAUUUCAUUGGCCUCUCAAUCUAUCGACUUUAUUUCCAUCCUCUAGCCAAAUAUCCAGGACCUUUACUGUGGAAGUUGACACAAUGGCCUGAGGCAAAAUCCGCUUGGUCGGGAAGAAGGCAUCUGGAUCUGCAAUUGCUGCACGAGAAAUAUGGCGACAUCGUCCGCAUUGCGCCUGAAAAACUUUCCUUCCGGACUGCGCAGGCACUCUACGACAUUUAUACCGAUCGAAAAGCCAACAUGGUCAAGACCGGCUGGACUCAUACCGGCGAGAUGAUCAACCCGGGUAUCACGACGCACGUCCUCUCCGACCGCCAGCUCCACGCUGCCCGGAGGAAACUGCUCAACAAUGCCUUCUCGGAACGGGCAAUGAACACCCUCGACAAAUACAUGCUCGAACGGAUCCGGGACUGGUGUGCCCACCUCGCUCAAGGGACUGAGAACAGGGAGAAGUCUGCCGGUACAGCAUGGGGCAAAGAACGUGACAUGGGUCUGUGGUCUACUCUGCUCACGGUUGAUGUCCUGGGUGAACUCUGUUUUGGCGCCAGCUUCGGUGCCAUGAAGGCAGGGUCGUGCUAUAUUAUAAAUCUUCUUCUUGCGAGCGCUCGGUUCCAGCAACAGGUCGCUUUCGUGCCAAUUCGCGAAUUCCUCUUCCCUUUCAUGAAACCCAAACCACUCACCACCAUUGGGCGUAUUAUCGGGUCCCAGACUGCCGUCGACAAAGUGAAGUACCGACAGGACGUCGGCGUCUUCGUGGAGAAACGGUUCGCGCUGGAGAAAGCCGACGCCGAGAAAUCGGAAGAGGACAAACGCAAGGACUUCUUCUACUAUCUCCUGCAUGCCAAGGAUCCGCAGACGGGCGACAAAUUCCUGCCCAAGGACCUGGUGGGCGAGGCGGCACUGCUGGUUGGGGCGGGUAGCGACACGAGCUCGACGGCCAUGUCGGCCAUGUUUUUCUACCUUUUGCGCAACGAGCGGGCGUUGCAGAAGUUGCAGGACGAAGUCCGCUCUGCAUUCGCCGACGUUGAGGAGAUCAAGUACUCUGCUAAGCUGACGAACUUACCGUACCUGCGCGCGUGCAUCGACGAGGCGAUGCGCAUGUCGCCGCCCGUGCCGGGCCUGCUCGACCGGCUCGUCCUGCCUGGCGGCGCGGACAUCGACGGCCACCACAUCCCCGCGGGCACCACGGUGGGCGUGCCCAUCUACCCGAUCCACCACAACGAGACGUACUUCCCCAAGUCGUUCGACUACAUCCCCGAGCGGUGGAUUGCGGGCGACGAGUCGUCACGCGUCGCCGGCUUCCUCGUCACGCCCACAUCCGUCGAGGCCGCAAAGGGCGCGUUCCACGCCUUCUCGUCGGGCCCCCGCGGCUGCGUCGGUAAGAACAUGGCCUACAUGGAACUGCUCACCGCGGUAGGCCGCGUCAUGUACCUGUUCGACGUCCGCCUGAAGCAGGGCGAUCGCACGGGCGAGGGCAGUCUGGAGCGCGGAGAGCAAGGCAGGGAGAGGACCGGCGAGUAUCAGUUGACGGACUGGUUGAUCAGUGAUCGCGAGGGGCCCGUCGUGCAGUUCAAGCCGAGGGAGGGUGUUGUGGUUUGA